Messenger RNA from Bombina bombina (fire-bellied toad), 1587 nucleotides. RefSeq names its product CD209 antigen-like protein E. The transcript is spliced from 7 exons. The record is from RefSeq and is a predicted model, not a curated record. Bases 92 to 898 code for a protein of 268 amino acids. Lineage: Eukaryota; Metazoa; Chordata; Amphibia; Anura; Bombinatoridae.
CUGGCCUGUUCCCGAUCAUUCUGUAUCCGGACCUUCAAGCAAAACCUCUGCAGCAACAAGUUUACCUUUUUAUAACUAGUUGACCAUCCUAAUGAAGCAAGAAGUCACCAAUGUGAGGAUCCAUUCGGAACCAUGUUCUGAAUAUUUAGAAUCUACUGGAGAAAAUAAAGCUUUGAGCUCACAACACUACUCCACCCUAGUCCAUGUGACACUUACCAUGAUGGCCCUCCUUGUGAUCAAAUUGCUCAUCGUCCUUGUGUUCAUGGCUGUAAUGAAUAAUCAGGCAUUUUCAAUCUUUCAAAAAUGCAUAGCUGAUAACAAAGAUGUUAACUCUACUUUCCAAAAUCUGCAAACAAAAUUUGAGCAUCUACAAAGCAAGUAUUCCAAAUUAGAGGGAUGGUCACAAAGUGUAAACCAAUCAUGUGAGCUGUCUAAGAUUACAAAGGGAGGAAAUUAUAUUAUUUGUCCAGAUGGGUGGCUGAAAAAGAAUUCAAGCUGUUACUUUGUCUCCAGAGAAUCAAUGCCAUGGAAUAGCGCCAAAGAGGACUGUUUAUCUAGGCAGUCUAAGCUGCUUGUGAUUAACAGUGAAUCUGAGCAGAUAUUCAUCUCCAAAACUAUCAGAUGUGAUACUUUCUGGAUUGGGCUAAAUGACAUGGACACUGAAUCUACGUUUGUGUGGGAGGACGGAAAUGCAUUGGAUUCAAAUAAACAGUUUUGGUCAGAAGGGCAACCAGAUAAUUACAAUGGUUCAGAAGAGGAAGAUUGCGUAACAAUACGAUAUCCAUACUGCAAUAAAUAUGAUUUUAAAAACUGGAAUGAUUUAAACUGUACAUACAAAUUAAAAUACAUUUGUGAGAAGGAGGCCGACAGUGUAUUUAGGUUGUUUUGUGAGAAGUGACCACUUUAGAGAAUGCAGAUUUUAAUUAAAAAAUCUUGUGCAUAAUGGAUGAAUGUCUGUUGCACAAUAUCUAAUUAUAUUUAUAUAUGUUGGCUCUAAAAUAUUCACCCAGACAACUGUCAUGCAGUCAUGAAUGCCUUUAUCAUAUUAUUCUUCAUUCCACAUUGCUAAUUAUCUGCUAUACUUCUCUGCCAGCCCCUUCCAUGUCUUUAGCCUCAAGAACAACAUUUAAAAUACCUUUGUAACCCACCCCCUUGACGGCAAAUGUUAACGUACUGACCCCCUUUGAUUUUCCCAAUGGCUAUUUCUUUUGUAUCACCUCUUCAUUUUUCUAGACUUAUGCUAUGAUUUUAACAAAACAAAUAACAAACGCUAGGGCCAGAUUAGGCGUAAACUGCGCUCUUCGGGUUGUGCUCGUAUUAUAAAUUGAAAGUAAACUAUUUUCGCUCACGCACUAGCCGGCCACACUAAAAAGCAGAACUUACAAUAUAUAUAUAUAUAUGUAAUUAUAUUUACAGUAAAUACAUAGUUAAAACCUUUAUUAAAUAUGAAUAUUGCAUAAAUAUGCUUUUUCAUGUUUUUCUCUACCUACAAAGGGCUCCAAUACACUUGUAUAUGUCUAUGUAUGUGUACAUAUGUAUAUAUAUAUAUAUAUAUAUAUAUAUAUAUAUAUAGUGUUACUAGGGGUA